Messenger RNA from Impatiens glandulifera, 473 nucleotides. Its product is annotated as SAGA-associated factor 29 homolog A-like. The record is from RefSeq and is a predicted model, not a curated record. NCBI's taxonomy places the organism in Eukaryota, Viridiplantae, Streptophyta, Magnoliopsida, Ericales, Balsaminaceae. The transcript has 2 exons. Bases 172 to 414 code for a protein of 80 amino acids.
CCAAAAAGUCAGAUUUCGCUUCAAAUUUAGACCUUCCUUUCUCUUUCUUGAUUCCACCGAUAUCUUCUCACUGUCCAAACUAGCAAUUCGAUCGAGGAGUAGGCUUUUGGAGGAAGAUGAAGAAGAGAGUUUCUGUUGCUUUCUCGAAACAUCAACCAGUAGACUACGAAGAUGUCUUCAGUACCUGAUGUUGCUGGAAUUGUGGAUAACUCCAAGGAACUCGAUCGGCUACGGAAAGAUCAGGAAGAGGAUCUCAUUUCCAUAAAUAAAUUGCACAAGAAACUUCAAUCCACACCUGAGAUGGUUGAGAAGCCUGGGGAUAACACCUUGGCAAAUCUUAGGGUUUUGUACACUCGAGCUAAAGAGCUUUCUGAAAGUGAAGCAACAUAUGUUCAUUAUUGGAAGAUUCUAUAAUUUCAAUUGAGCUAAUAUCAUCUUGUUUGCAUAAUGUUCUAUGCCGAAAUUGAUUUUUU